AUGCCGCUCGAUAGUCAGACGUAUCUGAGGAAUAACGGGUGGAAGGGUCAUGGAACUGCUCUGAGGGAAGGUGCUCUGUCUCGUCCGUUGUCUAUACCGCAAAAACGGACGCUUGCGGGUGUUGGGAAGGAUAGAGAUGAGGCAUUUCCGUUCUGGGACCAUGUAUUCGCUGCUGCAAGUAGCGCGAUCCAAAUAAAAGUUGGCAGCGACGACGAGUCCGACUCUGAAUCCACGCCCGCUCCCUCCCUCCGUCGCACAACAACAGGCAUAAUCUCAAACAAACGCCCUCCAACCGGUACCAUAGUCGACCACUCCUCAUCAACGACCCCCGAACCCACCUCACACCCACAAAGCGUAAUGGCAAUAGCCAAACGCGCCGCAGCACGCAAAAACUUAUAUUCGCGCUUCUUCAAGGGGCCGGUGCUGGGGCCAGACGCGACGGAGAAGGAGAUGGUGCAGACGGAGAAGAUGAGCAUGGAGGAGAAGGUACAUGCGGGACAUGAGGAUAUGAGGGACGCGCUGGAGCACGCGCAUAUUGUGCAUCAUACUGGGGAGGAGGCGAAGAGCGGUGACGGAAAGAAUAAGAGGAAACGGGACGAAGUCGACAGGGAGGUAAAGGAGGAAGGAAAGACGAAACGCUCGAGGGAGGAGAAAGAGCAAAGACGGGCUGAGAAGGCGAAGAGGAAAGCGGAGAAGGAGGCACGCCGCGCGGCGAAGGCUUCAGUGUCCACAACGGCUGUGUCCUCUGCCUCUGCCUCUACGUCCAAAUCCGCAUCAGUCGAGCCUGAACCUCUGGCGACUGAGGACGACGCGAAAGCGGUGAAACGACGUGCGAAGGAGGAGCGUCGAAAAGCACGCACAGAACCCGACGGGGGUGUUGAUCCUGAAGCAGGCGCGAAAGCGAAGAGGCGCGCAGAGAGGGAGGAGAGGAAAGCGAAGAAGUUGGCAAAGGAGGUGGAGAAGUCCACAUCAGGGGACUCGGACAAGCCGACGAAGAAGGCGACCCCGACAGUGUUGGAACCUGAAGGAGAGCCGUCUCUAGAGCGCAAGAAGAAGAGACGGCGAGAGGCUGUAGAGGACUCUACCGCAAUGCCUGUAGAUGGCCCUCCCGAGAAGGAAGGCAAGAAAAAGAAGAGGCGACGGGAGUCGUCCGCAUAG
This is a messenger RNA of Peniophora sp. CBMAI 1063, 1158 nucleotides long. The record is from the annotation of a GenBank genome assembly. NCBI's taxonomy places the organism in Eukaryota, Fungi, Basidiomycota, Agaricomycetes, Russulales, Peniophoraceae.